Molecule: messenger RNA, 1427 nt
Organism: Botrytis cinerea B05.10
Lineage: Eukaryota; Fungi; Ascomycota; Leotiomycetes; Helotiales; Sclerotiniaceae
Exons: 2
Coding region: 67-1185 (372 amino acids)
Biological process (GO): positive regulation of transcription by RNA polymerase II; chromatin remodeling
Cellular component (GO): histone acetyltransferase complex
Molecular function (GO): protein binding; histone H3 acetyltransferase activity
Source: RefSeq, a predicted model, not a curated record
GAUUCUCGCAAUAAAUCCAACCAACAUUAAACAAGUAUUCUUUGGUUUUAUCAAAUACCAGGAGAUAUGGAUAGUGAUGCUGUUGUGGCUGAACGAAAUGGCGUUCUCGAAUUCCGAAUUGCCACGAACGAUGGAAGCCCAGAAAACUUUGUCCUUCUUACAAAAUUUCAACAAAUAGUUCGAAAGGGACUGGCAAAAAUGAAAAAAGAUUAUAUCGCGAAAACAGUUCUUGACGCCAACAACAAAACUCUCGUUAUGAUACAGAAAUCGCAGAGGAAGAUCAGUGGAAAAUUGAAAGGGGACAAUGGCAAAAGUUUUGAAAAAUUGGAAACUGUAAUUGGAGGGGUUUGUUACCGUGUUUUUGAAAACCGUGGAUUUGUUGAGAUGGUCUACGUUGUGGUGAGUGCGAACAAACAGGGAGGGGGGUACGGGGCGCAUAUGAUGAAUCAUUUCAAAGACGAGAUCAAAUACUCUUAUAAGGAAACAGUGAUGGAAAUUCUCGGAUAUGCCGACCUUACUGCCAUCGGUUUCUUCCAGAGGCAAGGCUUUACGAAAGACAUUGAACUGGAAGAACACAGAUGGGUUGGUGUCAUAAAGGACUAUUCAGAUUCCGAUCUCAUGCAAUGUACCCUGCUCCCAAGAAUGCGCUAUGUCGAAGCAGCUCGGAUGAUUCGUAAGCAGAAGGAGUAUUUGCUCGCCACAGUUGCUGCCAACGACAAAAGCAAGGAUAUACAUUACCCUCCGGUGCAAUGGGCUCGAGGAGCUACUACCCCGAUCGACCCUUUCUCUGUUCCUGGCAUUCGAAAAUCUGGCUGGUCACCAGAAAUGGACGAACUAUCUCGCGAGAGAGGACCGACACCCCUCGGCAAUCCACUUCAGGACUUCUUGAAUCAUUUGAAGCAGGGGAGUCAUGCCCGGCCUUUCCUCGAACCUGUCGAUGUGAAGCUUGUCGAAGACUAUUGUACGGUAAUCGCCCAUCCAAUGGAUUUGCAGACCAUGCAGCAAAAGCUAGAUCAAGGUCUGUACGAUACACCAAAAGAUUUCGUGGAAGAUGUCAAAUUGAUCAUCAAAAACUGCAGGCAGUAUAAUAAGCCAAACACAAUCUUUUGUAGGCAUGUGACUAAGCUGGAGAAGGCAAUGAAGGAUUUCAUAAGGGAAAUGCCAGAAUGGAAAAAAUUCUUUUGAUAUACUUGCAUAGGUUGAAUCGAAAUUACCAUCUACUAUCAGGUCAUUGCUUUUCACACGAUUGUAGGAAUCGAAAGAUGCCAGUUGAUGGAAAUUUCUUUGAACACCUUCCACGUCUCCAAAAAGUGUUAGAGAAUCUGCGUCGACAGCGAAGCAUCAAAGUCAUCAGUGGGUAGUCGAGUCGUCGUUGGUAUCGCGAGGAAUUGGCCAUCUCUUUUCCAUAGCACACAUAUACAGUAGCA